Arachis duranensis is the source of this 600-nucleotide messenger RNA. RefSeq lists its product as uncharacterized. Bases 1 to 600 code for a protein of 199 amino acids. The transcript has 2 exons. The record is from RefSeq and is a predicted model, not a curated record. NCBI's taxonomy places the organism in Eukaryota, Viridiplantae, Streptophyta, Magnoliopsida, Fabales, Fabaceae.
AUGCAGAGACAAAGGGUGCUAAAUGCCCACGAAGACUUGAAGAAUGCCCCUUCAUGGCAUCCAGAGAACUCUUUUCUAGUCACUCUUGAUACACAUCCUGCUUUACCCAGGACUCCAGAAUACAAGCUUAUAUUGCCAUACCCCCAGAGACUUCAGAAGGCAUCUAAGGACAAAAAAUUUUCCAAAUUUUUGGAGGUUUUUAGGAAGCUUCAGAUCAACAUCCCUUUCGGAGAGGCCCUUGAACAAAUGCCUAAAUAUGACAAGUUUUUGAAGGAGUUAUUCAGUAAGAAGAGGAAUUGGAUAGAAGAUGAAACAGUGAGAGCCUUAUAUGAUCUCAGAGCCAGCAUCAACCUCGUACCUCUUUCACUGAUGCAAAAGCUUCAAACUGAUGAGGUAAAACCCACUCGCAUUUUCUUUCAACGUGCUGUUUAUUCUAUUAAGUAUCCACUUGGAGUUGUUGAAGAUUUACUAGUGAAAGUGGGACCUUUCAUUUUCCCUACUGAUUUUGUGAUAAUAGAUAUGGAAGAGGACAAAAAUGCCUGUAUGAUCCUUGGAAGUCCCUUUUUGGCCACAGCAAAGGCUCUAAUUGAUGUAGAAUAG